This is a messenger RNA of Carlito syrichta (Philippine tarsier), 986 nucleotides long. RefSeq names its product thiamin pyrophosphokinase 1 (gene TPK1). Gene Ontology annotation, molecular function: thiamine diphosphokinase activity; thiamine binding; ATP binding. Lineage: Eukaryota; Metazoa; Chordata; Mammalia; Primates; Tarsiidae. The record is from RefSeq and is a predicted model, not a curated record. The transcript has 4 exons. Bases 61 to 474 code for a protein of 137 amino acids. Gene Ontology annotation, biological process: thiamine diphosphate biosynthetic process; thiamine metabolic process.
GGGUGUGAGCUUAUUUCAACUCCUGAUCAAGACCACACUGACUUUACUAAGUGCCUUAAAAUGCUCCAAAUGAAGAUAGAAGAAAAAGACCUAAAGGUUGAUGUGAUUGUGACACUGGGAGGCCUUGCUGGGCGUUUUGACCAGAUUAUGGCAUCUGUACAUACUCUGUUCCAAGCGACACACAUCACUCCUUUGCCAAUUAUUAUCAUCCAAGAAGAAUCUCUCAUUUACUUGCUUCAGCCGGGAAAGCACAAACUGCAUGUAGACACUGGGAUGGAGGGCGAUUGGUGUGGCCUUAUUCCUGUUGGACAGCCUUGCCAUCAGGUUACAACUACAGGUCUGAAGUGGAACCUCACAAAUGAUGUGCUUGGUUUUGGAACACUGGUCAGCACUUCCAAUACCUACGAUGGGUCUGGUGUUGUGACUGUGGAAACUGACCAUCCACUCGUCUGGACCAUGGCCAUCCAAAACUAACCUGUCACCUGGCAUCCAUAAGAGUGACUCUGCCUUACCUCAUUGCUCAACAGAAACAAGAAUGAUUCAGCUGGGUUUGCAAGAAUCUAAACCUCUCUAUGGAAAGCCCACUAUUUUUGAAGAAGUUAAUGUUUAGAUGAUCCAAGUAGCAUUAUAAAUGACAGAUCUCAAUUUUAUGGUAAUGGGAAAAUUAUGUGUUAAGAAAGCAAAUGAGCUCUGCUACAUUCAGUUGGAAAAUUAAUGGAGAUCAUUCCACCAUAAAAUUCAGUACUAAUUAUUCCUAAGUUAUUAAUCAUUCCAUCUACCCUAGAAAAUUGUUUUUAAGUUGAAUCAGAGAAGAAUCUGAUAAGGUUCCUCUUGGAGUCUAGCUCAUACUUAUAUGCCUAUCAACAAGGGCUACCUCUGAGUGUUUUAAUAUUAGACUUCUCUAUAUAAUAUCUAUUACCGUCUACUGGAAAAGCUUUCCUUCCAGAUUGGGAUGCUAGAAAUACACCAUUUCACUCUGGCCUUAU